AUGGGAUUUGCGGUGAGUUACCAGUCGAUGAUGUUGGUAAAAGAGUCCACCUUUUCGGGUGGGUUGCUCUUCACCGAGUCCAUGGAGGUCUCACCUUCCUUAAUAUUUGAGAUCAUACCGGCAAUGUCCAGUUUUGUAAUUAUAUGUUUGGACGUUCCAGAUGAGUUUCCUGAGGCUCAUGGCUUGGUAGUUACAGAGCAUGUUGAAAUAUUGAAUCCUGUGAGGUCAAAGCUUCCCUUUCCGAAUGAAACUCCAAUACUCUCUAGAUCAACUUCGAAAGGCGCAUGA
Molecule: messenger RNA, 288 nt
Organism: Eruca vesicaria subsp. sativa (arugula)
Lineage: Eukaryota; Viridiplantae; Streptophyta; Magnoliopsida; Brassicales; Brassicaceae
Source: the annotation of a GenBank genome assembly